AUGGUGCUCAGACUUGAACUGAAUGCUGCUGAUAAAUAUGAAACCCUCAACACACUGCCAGGCAUUGACUAUGGUAAAGUUGAACGUCGAAUACCCUACAGAGACGAUAUGAGUGAUACCAUUGUGUUACAUGUCCGAGCCAUCUCUGUUGAAACUUCUGCUGACAGUUCGUGUGAAAACAGAAACAGACAAGGCCCCUCUCUCGGUUACGGUGAAGCACACUUAAGUUCUGUUGAGAAGGUUAAACGAAACAGGACGACAUUUUCAUCCCGACAGUUACAAGAACUUGAACGAGCCUUUAGAAAAACGCAUUACCCUGAUAUUUUUAUGAGGGAAAGACUGGCCAUGAGAAUCAAAUUACCUGAAUCACGGAUACAGGUCUGGUUCCAAAACCGGCGUGCAAAAUGGAGGAAACGAGAAAAGCACCUACCAUGUAACUUAUUAGGGUGUCCCACCUCAGCCUACUCUGCACAAACAGCAACACAACAUCAUUACGGCCUUUUGAGAGGUACAAACUUCUACAACAAUAUGCUAAGUUCGAUGCAUACAUCAAUCGGCCUUUACAAUCUCGCUGGCUUUGGAAUCUCCCAUCGAGGUUUACCGUUGCAGAACUACGACACCCUCAGCAGUGCUUCUUCCAACAGCAGCAACAACAACUACAAUGAUGAAUCCAACCAAAUGACAGUAAGCUUGAAUGGCAAACACAACAGUGAACUGAAGUCCCCUGAUCAUGCUUCGUUAUUGACUGUCUUGCAUAGGCGUGCUCCUUACUUCGGUGGAACGACAGAUAUAAAUUAAUUUGUGAAUUUGAGAAAAAGCACAACAUCCGAAUCAUUGACUUUGAAUAUGGUGAAAAAUAAUGACUGGCAACACUAAUAUAUUUCCUGAUAUUCACUGAAUUCUUUAUUCUAACCAAUUAUACUUGCCUGCUUGAUAUUUCUGCUUGUUUUACCAAAUGUUUUCAUCGUUUAGUUUGUUUGUUUUUUUAUAUCGUUGUUCAAGUAUUCAGUCAACAUAAAGUCUUAUUAUUAUUAUUGUUAUUA
Octopus sinensis (East Asian common octopus) is the source of this 1043-nucleotide messenger RNA. Its product is annotated as paired mesoderm homeobox protein 2-like. The transcript is spliced from 5 exons. Lineage: Eukaryota; Metazoa; Mollusca; Cephalopoda; Octopoda; Octopodidae. Gene Ontology annotation, molecular function: RNA polymerase II transcription regulatory region sequence-specific DNA binding; DNA-binding transcription factor activity, RNA polymerase II-specific. The record is from RefSeq and is a predicted model, not a curated record. Gene Ontology annotation, biological process: regulation of transcription by RNA polymerase II. The coding region runs from base 1 to 798 and encodes 265 amino acids.